CAUUCUACGAUAAAUAUGAAGACUUUUUUAAUCAAAGAAACGCUUUAGAGCUUGAGUUUUUUUUCAGAUUUUGUAUUCCGUACAUGGUUUCUUUUUCCAGUUAAAAUUAGUUUAAAUGAAUGGCCAAUCAACAACAAGGAACCAACGCCAACUUAGAAAACUCUCCGGGGGAGAGUCCGACAGCUUCGAAUAGCCACUUGAAUGCCUCAGUUGUGAAGUCGGUGGAAGAGUUCGAGCAGAAUGGACUCAUCCGGGAAGUCGGUAGCCACGCUGUGUGGUCACUUUCUUCGUGCAAAUCGGGCUUCGGGGUCGGACAAUUGAGGGAUGGUCUGACGACGACUUACUGGCAGUCGGAUGAACCCCAGCCCCAUGUGAUCAACAUCCAAUUCGCCCAGAAGACAGAGCUACACUGCAUCAUGAUAUAUGCUGAUUACAAACAAGACGAGAGCUACACACCCAAAGAGGUUACCAUCAAAGUAGGCAAUAACUUCCACGACUUGUGUGUGGUGGACAAACUAGUGCUGGACGAUCCGUCUGGGUGGAUUGCGGCUCUACUCAAAGACAAAAGUGAUCGACCAAUGAAGACGUUUAUGGUUCAGAUUUCGAUCGAGGGUAACCACCAGAAUGGGAGAGACACUCACGUGAGACAAGUCAAAGUCUACUCGCCCUGCAAGGAAGCCAAUCUGGACAUAAUGCCCUCUUUCAAUUCAGUGGAAAUGAGCAUGUACGCAGUCUGUAGAUAGGCAAACAGCGAGUGCAGGUGUGAGUUUUGUACGGAGGAUGGAGACCAAUACUGCGACUUUGAAGUCUCCACUAGAAACCUAGAGGUGAAAUUGGAGCUGGAACUACGUUGAUGGUUAAAUUUGGAGAAGAUUUAUCACUGGUGUUCAAUCGCUUCUAGAACUAGAAAAUUGAAUAACUCUUGAGAUUUUUGAAAUAAAUUUUGUUAAAUAAUUAAUUGUUUUAAAUUGU
This is a messenger RNA of Symsagittifera roscoffensis, 972 nucleotides long. Its product is annotated as anaphase-promoting complex subunit 10-like. Bases 120 to 743 code for a protein of 207 amino acids. Lineage: Eukaryota; Metazoa; Xenacoelomorpha; Acoela; Convolutidae. Gene Ontology annotation, cellular component: anaphase-promoting complex. Gene Ontology annotation, biological process: protein K11-linked ubiquitination; anaphase-promoting complex-dependent catabolic process. The transcript has 4 exons. The record is from RefSeq and is a predicted model, not a curated record.